AUGCUUUCUCGUUCUACUGCUCGCUGUGCCCCCGCCGCCCUUGCUGGCAUUCGUCAGCGUGCCAUGCAGACUGGCCUUAAAAAGUUCAUAGCGUUCCCUGAGGUCACUGAUGAGCGUGUUAUCCCCGCUGUUGCUAAGGUCCUCAAGGAGAAGAUCGCCCAACCCGUGCUGGUUGGUGAUCGCGAGGCGGCUUACAAGUGCGCGAAGGCUAACAACGUGUCUCUUGAAGGUGUGAGGAUCAUUGACCCUUCCCUUCACCCUGAAGUCGUCGAGCAGACAGCAACUGUCUUGUUCCAGAAGCGUCAGAAGAAGGGUAUGACUCUCGAUGCUGCUCUUGAUACUGUGAAGAACUCCCCUCUCAUGAUGGCCGACUUGAUGUUGACCACUGGUCACGUUCAAGGAUGUGUCGCCGGAGCCUCUCAUACCUCUGCUGAUGUGGCCAGAGCCGCCUUGCAGACUGUUGGUACAACCUUUGUGAACGAACGCCACACUGCCUUUACAUCGGCAUGGCCGUAA
Messenger RNA from Perkinsus marinus ATCC 50983, 516 nucleotides. RefSeq lists its product as hypothetical. Bases 1 to 516 code for a protein of 171 amino acids. The record is from RefSeq and is a predicted model, not a curated record. Gene Ontology annotation, molecular function: acyltransferase activity. NCBI's taxonomy places the organism in Eukaryota, Perkinsozoa, Perkinsida, Perkinsidae. The transcript has 6 exons.